Messenger RNA from Musa acuminata AAA Group (dessert banana), 5461 nucleotides. RefSeq lists its product as uncharacterized. The transcript has 6 exons. The record is from RefSeq and is a predicted model, not a curated record. Bases 1872 to 5036 code for a protein of 1054 amino acids. Lineage: Eukaryota; Viridiplantae; Streptophyta; Magnoliopsida; Zingiberales; Musaceae.
AAGGACUUAGUGGAUCGACCGAUGAAUGAAAACCCAUCCCAAAAUCUCUCACCGCCGUUCACAAGCAAGGGUGGGGCCAACCGAUGUUCACCGAUCAGUACUCGCACUAUUAGCUGAUAGGUGUCACAUAACGUCCUCAACUCGGAGCUCAUCGGGAUGGGAUGCUUGAUCUUGCACCCGAUGGGCAUCUCGCCGACGCCCGUAGAGGACCCUUCGCUUCUCUCUUCUCCGCCUACCAAAUUCGCCUCCGCUUCCAAGCUUAGAAGCGGCGUCGUCUACCGAAAGCCCCAAUUCCUCACCCAUCGAUGUCUCUGCGCCCCAAAUCCCCAACCUCGCCCACUCCGUCUCGCCGCGUCCGCCGCUGGACCCCCGGAUGAGGAGGAGGCCGAGGAAGCCCCGGUCCAGGAACUUAGGGUCCCCGAAGCUUGGUUGACCCCUUCGAACGCUUUACAGGAAUCAGAAUGGCUUAGAGUAACUCUUCACAAGUGGCUGGACGACGAGUAUUGUCCCGAAGCUGCUAAUGCAGAGAUCAGCAAGGUUGCUGCACGCUCAUACUAUGAGUCCUUGAUGGAGCAGCAGUCAGACCUGGGCGAAAUAUUGCUGAAGAUGGCAAAGGAUUUGGAGAUGGUAUCAUUCCAGGAAAGCUUCCAUGGAGCCUUCUCAUCCGCUAAUGCUGCCAUACACUUAGUAACUCUGCGGAUGAACUCGAUGGCAGGGCGGUAGGUUCAUAUGAUAUGAUGGAGACAUCUUUGUGGUGAUUGUUUUGUGAUCCAAGACAUGCAAUCCCUGAGUGUGAAAGAAUUACUUGGAGCAUAACAAGAAUGCUCUCCUACAACUUAUCCUCCUUUGUCAUUUGGAUGGAAGCCUUUGCAGCCUUUUUUGUUUUUCUGUUGCGCUAUUUGGACAGAAUCACAGCUUUCUCAUGAAUGGACCGAGUGCGUCCUGACUAACUCUCGGGGUACCCGAGUUGUCUACCUGUCCAGUCACUGUGGGAAUAGAGUGGGACCCAUGAGAGACAUGGUCUGACAUAGCAGACCCACCACCCGAACGUAUCAUUUGUGGAGAUGUGGAACGCCGCGGGACUCGGGUCUUUGAGGCGGACCCCAUCCUGAUGGCCAAUGGAAUUCUCGGUUACUUAUGGGACUUUUGCUCGAGUCAGCCAGGUGAGCGGGUAAGUUCCGAAACGGGUAAGGAAAGAACUCGCCCUUCCACAAUAAUAAAUCCUCGGCCGCCGAGUUAGGGCUCCGGCGGAGGUGCAUUCACCCCGAGGCGUAGCUCCUCAGCUCGACCUCUCGGAAUACUUCCCCUUGUCCUCCGCUUACGGUCUUCGAGUUCUUCGCCCUCGCGAUUGCUCCCCGUUCCGCGGUUAGGACGCUGAGCUCGCCCCUUCUUCGGGCGCAAGGCAACCCGGGUUCUGAAUUUUCGGACUUAUAGCUGGAUUUUGAUGCGGGCAGGCAGCCAAAAGUAUAUAUCCUCAUUGUUACAUUACAUACCUACAUGAAGCCAUAAAAGAUCAAUCCAGCAUAGUUUUGUCCAUGCAAGUUGUAUUAACAAGGUUUUUGCUUGGACCUUUGCUAAUAUAAUUUCAUCAGGAAAAUUGGCCUCGAAGCUUCUAAAAUUGGAUGAAAUGUACAUCAAUUUCAUUAAAUUGUGGUGAGUAUUGUUGAUGGCCUACUGUCUGCGGUGAUCUACCAGAGAAGAAGCUUGUCUUGAAAGGAAUUAAAAUUAAAUGAGGAUUGCUCUUUGCUAUGCUUUGCGUCGAAACCUGAGCAAGAAGAGGAGUCGUGAUCUUUUUUGUAUAUAGAUUUUGAAGAGUGGAAAAUCAUCAAGCGCAAUCUGGCAGUACAAGUGUGUUCUGUCAUUUCUAUUACAUGAUGGAGUGUAAUAAGGAAGAGGCUAUCAGAGCGAGGGAAGUUGCAGAAAAGAAGAUGCAAAGUAGAGAUUUCAUUGGGGCACUUAAGAUUGCUCGGAAGGCCCAGCAUCUCUUUCCAGAGCUUGAGAACAUCUCUCAUAUGUUAACUGUCUGUGAAGUUCAUUGCUCUGCUGAUGCUAAAAUUAACGGAGAGAUGGACUGGUAUGGGAUUCUGCAAGUAGAGCCAACAGCAGAUGACUCAUCUAUCAAGAAACAGUACCGAAAGCUUGCACUUUUACUUCAUCCUGAUAAAAACCAAUUUGCAGGUGCUGAGGCUGCCUUCAAGUUAAUUGGAGAAGCACAUAAGAUUCUGUCCGAUCGACUAACACGACAACACUAUGAUGUUAAAAUGAAUGUUAAUAUCAGAACUGCCUCUUCCAGGCAGCCUGCUCCACAGAUGAGGAACAGCUUUUAUGCUAGAAGCAAUUUCAGUGCAGUGUCUUUUAAUGGCCUAAAUCAGCAACAGCAGCAACCAUCAGCUUUUGCUACUGCCAAUACAUUCUGGACUAUUUGUCCUAAUUGCAGCAUGAGAUACCAGUACUACCUUAGCAUAUUGAACAAAACUCUCCGCUGUCAGCAUUGUUCGAAGCCCUUCAUUGCAUAUGAUUUGAAUGCAGAAGCUGCGCCUUCUGGGGUAAAGUCUGGUCAAUCCUGGAACAACGUUGGAAAUUCACAUCAUCAGAUUCCAGUUCAGCAAGCUAAUAAUGUUAACCUGCAAAGUCAGCCUGGAAAUGCCUCUUCUAGUACAGGGCUUAAGAGUGGUGUUGGUGGAGGACCAUGGGCCCCCUUUGGGCAUGGAGGUGGACCUACAAACAUGGCAAACAUGGCUACAGAUGACAGAAUGGAUGUUAAAGGUGUUGCAAGUAAUGAGGUUCAGUUUGAGGAAAAGAACCCCAGGCAAAUGAAUGAAGGAGGGAAGACUGCUAAGCCUUCAACUGCCAAUGCUAAUCUGAAGAGGAGCAGAAAGGUGGCUGUGGAAUCCAGUGAAUCAGAUAGCACUGAUGUUGAAGAAGACAUAGCUAUUGAGGUAGAUGGCCCUCAAGCAAAGCAGUAUUCUUCAUCGUCUGCACCACGAAGGUCAACCAGGCUUAAGCAGAAUAUUAAUUAUAGUGAAGUCGGAAGCGAAGAUGAUGAUGACUUUAUAAAUUCUCCUAGUUACAAAAAGUGGAGAGGUGAGUCAUCAGGUAGUGCUGAUGGGCAUGCAGGAUCGUCCCAUGCUGAUACCGAUGGGGUGACUUCGAGUGUCAAAGCCACUGAAUUUGGUGAUGAUAAAAUGGAGAACAUUUACAAAGAUGAUGCCUCCGAAAAGCAACCACUAAAUGGAAGUGAAGGUGUUAAUGUAGAUCCAACAGGGGAAAGCAAACUAGAUACAGGCACGGAAGAGAAGUUAGGGCCUGCAGCGGAGUCUAGCAUUGAUUCCAGAUCUAAGACCUCACCUGAACAUGAUACAUUGACAUAUCCUGAUCCAGAAUUUUACGACUUUGAAAAACUUAGGCAUGUAAAUAAAUUUUCAGUUGAUCAGAUAUGGGCACUCUACGAUAAUCUUGAUGGAAUGCCUCGAUUCUAUGCACGAAUUCGUCAUGUACAUGCCCCACAUUUCAAGUUGCGGAUAACCUGGCUUGAGCAUAAUCCCUUAAAUGAAGUUGAGACAGUCUGGUCCGGUGAGGAAUUGCCAGUUGGUUGUGGGAAUUAUAUACUAGGAUCCACACAGUUUGCUGAAGAUCAUCUGAUGUUCUCACAUAUUGUGUCUUGGGAAAAGGGGAAAAGAAGGAACUCAUAUGAUAUAUAUCCUAGAAAGGGCGAGGUUUGGGCUCUCUUCAAGGACUGGAAUGCUGGGUGGAGAUCUGAUGCUGGCAAUCAUAGGCUGUAUAAAUAUGAAGUUAUAGAAGUACUUUCAGAUUUUGCAGUGGAUGCUGGAAUCAGCGUGAUUCCCUUGGUUAAGAUAGAAGGUUUUGUGAGCUUGUUCAUGCGAGCAAAGGAGAUGGCUAUGGCUCCAUAUAUGAUACCACCUAAUGAAAUACUUAGAUUUUCUCACGGUAUCCCUUCUUACAGGUUGAAUGGGACCGAAAAAGAAGGUAUUCCUCAAGGUUGUCUGGAGCUUGAUCCAGCAUCUCUUCCUGCUGACUUUUCAGAGUCAUUUCCUUCCGUUAGUCUUGGUGGUGGUACAAGUGGAGUUGGAAAUUUGAGUGAAUCUCAUGUUUCAUGUUUCAAGUCCACAGACAAUGAGGUGGAACCUGGAAUGAAGGAUGUUGCUCAUGCAGAACUAUAUCAAGCUGGUGGACGCCAGCAAUCAGAAGCUUGGAAGCAUGCACAAAAUGAUACAAAGCAGCCUGAAGUAGUGAUAAGAGAGGAAGACAGGUUAGAUGCUGCUGGUGUCCAUGAUAAUUCUGCUGAAAAUGAAAAUUCAUCUCCAAUGUCAUCGUCGAGCCCCCUUGUCGUUGAAUAUCCUGAAGCAGAAUUUCACAAUUUUGAUGAGGGGAAGUCAAUAGAAAAUGUCCAACGUGGUCAGAUUUGGGCAUUAUACAGUGAAAUAGAUCAGUAUCCCAAUUACUAUGGAUGGGUGAAGAAAGUUGAGUUAGAAGAUCAUAAAGUGCAUAUAGCAUGGCUUGAGGCCUGUCCUGUAUCAGAGGAGGAGGCACACUGGAUACAAGAGGGAAUGCCGGUUGCAUGUGGUACAUUUAAAGUGGAACAGCAGAGUGUGGCAUUUGAGAACAUGGGUAUGUUUUCUCAUCUUGUGCAGGCCAAACCAAGUGCUAGAAGAAACCGAUAUGACAUUCUUCCAUGCCAUGGUGAGAUUUGGGCUGUAUACAAGAACUGGAGUGCUGGAUGGAGCCGUUCAGACUGGCAAAACUGUGAGUAUGAUGUGGUGGAAAUUUCUGAAUGCACCGAUGCUGGCCUGAAAGUUCGACUUUUGACAAAGGUUGAUGGUUAUAGAGCCGUUUUCAAACAUGAAAACGAAGGAAAAGCUGUGACCAUGGAUGUACCAGCCAAUGAAUAUACUAGAUUCUCUCAUAAGAUACCUUCAUUCCGACUGACAAACGAAAGAGGAGGGAAACUUCGUGGUUAUUGGGAGCUGGAUACUGCAUCUAUACCUGACAUUUUACUUAUCUCGGACUCCGCAUGAUACUCGGUUACCUUCAGCAACUUAUGGAAACCUUGGGUACCUUCAGCAGCUUAUGGAAACCUUGGGUACUUGGUUAAAGAGAUCAACUUGGGUACCUUCAGCAGCUUAUGGAAACCUUGAACUGCAGUGCAGGGUUACUGCAGGUUGGUGAUUCCAUGUCUACACAUGGGUGCCUGUGUGAGGAAAGUCCGCACAAUGCAUGGGAACCUCUGUUCUGUUGAGUUUGUAAUCAAGUCUCAUAGUUCACUAUGCUCCUAUGUGAACACAAGCCAGAGUAACCGAAUUUUCGCGAGGUGUGCAAGAAGCUGCCAGCUAAUGGAUGUUGCAGAUGAUGCUUUUUCAUCCAUUCAUCCUCUGUAGGCGUGUAAUCUCCUCCGACUGUUGCAAUCUAGGUAACUCAGAAAAAUAUUUAAAGUUUGCUCUUA